Penicillium chermesinum is the source of this 834-nucleotide messenger RNA. RefSeq lists its product as uncharacterized. The transcript is spliced from 5 exons. Gene Ontology annotation, cellular component: endoplasmic reticulum; membrane. The record is from RefSeq and is a predicted model, not a curated record. Gene Ontology annotation, biological process: membrane organization; endoplasmic reticulum tubular network organization. NCBI's taxonomy places the organism in Eukaryota, Fungi, Ascomycota, Eurotiomycetes, Eurotiales, Aspergillaceae. Bases 1 to 834 code for a protein of 277 amino acids.
AUGGCUCCUCCACCUCCGGCCACUCUGCCUCUGGCUGAAAGGCUCAAGGCACUAGCGCAAACCCUCCAGUUUGCCUGGUUCGUCGGCCAUGUCACCCUCCUCUUCUCUGUCUUCCGCUACACGGUGUCGUUCAUUCUCUUCAACUCUUACUCCUCAUGGGCUCGAUUCUCUUAUCGCCUAGCGUUUGUAUCUGCCGCCGUGACGUAUGGAAUCGUGGUGUAUAAAGGUCAUUUCGCCCGCGGUGUCCAGGGAAGUGUUCCUCAAAUCUUGACGAAGCUCAUUUCCGACGAGAACGUGCAGUAUCUGGGUAUGGCCCUUGUCUGGCUCUACUCGCGCCAGCUCAUCCUGGCGCUCCUGCCCUUCAGCGUAUACUCGGUUUUCCAUGUCGCGACCUACAGUCGCAUGUACCUGAUUCCGACUGUGUACCCACCCCAGACUAGCGGCGCAGGCUCCCCCAGCUCCCCCAGCUCCAAGCCUGCAGCGAAGCAGAGCCCUCUCGUCGAGACUAUCGGCCGCUUCAUCAAGCAGUACUACGAUGCCAGCAUGGGUGUUGUCGCCGGCCUUGAGAUCCUGCUUCUCUUCCGUCUGAUCCUCUGGGUUCUGCUCGUUGUGUACUUGUCUUUCUUCCGUGCCCGCUUCGCCCAGAGCUCCUUCGUCCAGCAAGCCGUUCGCCAGGUAACUGCUCGUGCCGACGCCUCCAUCUCUAACCACAACACUCCCCCUGCUGUUCGCCAGGGCUGGGAGACCUUCAAGGGCAUUGUUGGCCAGGUCUACGAAGCUACUGACAUCGGUCGCUACAUCUCGGGUCCUGCCGCUGGCAAAAAGCCCCAGUAA